AUGGUGGUCGUGCAUCUGCCGCCACCGCCCGCUAAAUACAACUCCUCUCGGAUCACUGUCAAUGGGAACGAACUCAAAACCGUGGAAAACUUCGCACACUCGCGCAGCGCAAGAGCAGACGACGAGAUUGUCCAUCGACUCUCCAAAGUCAGCCAAGCCUUCGACCGGCUGCAGGACUCCGUGUGGAAUAGCCACGGCCUGCUCCUGACCAUCGAACUGAAGAUCUACAAGGCCGUUGUCUUGCCGACACUUCUGUACGGAGCAGAAACAAGGACCGUCCACUCAAGCUACGUCCGGAGCCUCAACCCUUUCUAUCUCAGCUGCCUUCGCAGGAUACUGCGGUUGAGUUGGCAGGACAAGUUUCCGGACACGGAAGUCCUGGAACGGACCGGAAUCCUCAGCAUCCACGACAACUGA
Messenger RNA from Spirometra erinaceieuropaei, 417 nucleotides. Lineage: Eukaryota; Metazoa; Platyhelminthes; Cestoda; Diphyllobothriidea; Diphyllobothriidae. The record is from the annotation of a GenBank genome assembly.